Messenger RNA from Sarcophilus harrisii (Tasmanian devil), 893 nucleotides. It is a transcript of the gene EIF4E3, whose product is annotated as eukaryotic translation initiation factor 4E family member 3. The record is from RefSeq and is a predicted model, not a curated record. Gene Ontology annotation, molecular function: RNA 7-methylguanosine cap binding; translation initiation factor activity. Gene Ontology annotation, biological process: translational initiation. The transcript is spliced from 7 exons. The coding region runs from base 166 to 825 and encodes 219 amino acids. Gene Ontology annotation, cellular component: eukaryotic translation initiation factor 4F complex. Lineage: Eukaryota; Metazoa; Chordata; Mammalia; Dasyuromorphia; Dasyuridae.
GGAGACAGAGGGCGGGCGCGGGCGCGGGCGGGGGGGAGGUGACUCAGCCUCGGCAGCCGCGGCCUCCGCUGCUGCUGCUGCCUCCGCCACCGCCGGCGCCUCCGCCGCCUCCGGCUUUCUUGGUGCGUGCCUCUGCUCGCUCCGCUGGCCGGGCGAGGGGAGAACAUGGCGCUGCCCCCGGCCGCCGAGGCGGCGGCCCUGAGCACCCCGGAGCCGCCCGGGCAGCCCGACGCCGAGGAGCCGCUGGCCAUGAAGCGCCUGGCGGAGUUGAGGCCGGAGCCCGGCGGGGUCCCCCUGCACUCCCCCUGGACCUUCUGGCUCGACAGGUCCCUCCCUGGUACCACAGCAGCUGAAUGUGCUUCAAACUUGAAGAAAAUCUACACAGUGCAAACAGUGCAGAUAUUCUGGAGUGUGUACAAUAAUAUUCCUCCUGUGACUAACCUGCCUUUAAGAUGUAGUUAUCAUUUAAUGAGGGGAGAGAGAAGACCACUCUGGGAAGAAGAAAGCAAUGCAAAGGGUGGUGUAUGGAAAAUGAAAGUUCCCAAGGAAAGCACGCCCACAGUUUGGAAAGAGUUGUUGUUAGCAACAAUCGGGGAACAGUUUACAGAUUGUUCUACAGCAGAUGAUGAUGUAAUAGGGGUUAGUGUGAGUGUCCGUGAUCGAGAAGACGUUGUUCAAGUCUGGAAUGUGAAUGCUUCUUUAGCAAGUGAAGCAACAGUCUUAGAAAAGAUCUAUGAACUCUUGCCACACAUAUCUUUCAAAGCAGUAUUUUAUAAACCCCAUGAAGAACAUCAUGCUUUUGAAGGUGGACGUGGAAAACAUUAAUUGCACUCUGUACAGAAUUCUUUGUCCUUGCUGGUUGGUUUUGGACAUGAUUUAAGCAGGAGGGAGAG